AGGUACCCAAUACAAAAACAUAUAGGGUACUCGACUACCGCCGUGGCAUGACGCUGGAAGAGGCCUACCGCGCAUACCACGAUCCGAAUGUACCUACCAAGCGCCUCCUGCUGGCCCUGCAGGAUAUCGCCGACGCUGCAGCGGACACCCACGUCGGAGACAUGGGUGCCCAGCCAAUGUACCACUUCAACAAUGAGCAGUUCGCGGCGUCACAUGCGGUGCUGCAGGCGCGGUGGGGGCGGUUGGUAGGCGCGUUGAAGACGCGUGACGUGGCGGCGGCGAGGUACCUGCUGGGCACGUCGCUCGCAGCCUUGCAAGACUUCUACUCGCACUCCAACUGGAUCGAGCUGGGCCACGACUCUAUCCUCGAAGGUCUUGGGCUGCCAAGUGGGACGCUGCCGGACGUCGCUCGCUUCGAUGAGGAGACUUGCGUCACAUGCCUCAAUAAGGGUGUUGAAUGCAGGAGUCACCUGACAGAUUAUAUUCUGGAGUCUGGCUUACUGACUUCUGAGUACGUCACCAACAUGGGAUACACGCCGCUGCCAGGCAAGUGUCAGCUUCCUCCCCGUCAGGCAAGACGUGGUCGCAUGGGGGUGGGGGGCAUCAGCAAAGACCUGCCCUCAGCCUGCUUCAGCCCUCGGCCUGACCUGCACAAUCGAGCGGCGCGACUCGCUGCGCAGGCAACGGCACAUUACCUCACGGCGCUCAGACAGGCCGUGGGCAACGAGCUAUUCAAUCACCUGCUGUCACUGCACCCAAGACCAGCUGUAGCCAUCGUCACCGACGGCAGGAAGGAUUACACCGAAACCCUGUUGAACUCUUUGCCUUUCGGAACAAUAAAGAUGCCAGAACCUGAAGAUUACGAUUACGACGAAGAUACCAAUAUGAACUCUUUGCCUUUCGGAACAUUGGAGCUGCCAGAACCUGAAGAAUACCUAUUAGUUGUUUACUCUGAUACUGUAAGAGGAGGGGGCGGAGUGUUUCGGUCCAGUUCUGCUACUGCUCUUGUACAAGCCCUAAAAUCAUCCCUCAUCGAUGCCGUAGCUGCACCACGGGACCCUCUGGCUGCUCUGCACACGGCUGCCCACGCAGCGCUGCCUGGCACGGAGGUCUUCAUGCUAACAGAGAGCGCUCCCUUAAGAGGGCACACGGGGGCCAGCACGCCCCUGCACACACGGGAACUGCUCUUGCGCAAGAGAAUCAAGGUAAUGCCGUUGGUGGUUGGACACAUUUUACAAAAAGAUGAGAGCGCACAGAACCAAUCUACCAAACCUAACUCAUCACACAACAUAUGGAUUGGGGGAAACGCAAGUGCCAUUCCCCUUGAGCCAGAGAUGCUUUCAGCAAGUCGCGUCUACCAUAUCCUGGCAGAACUCGCCUUAAUGACAGGAGGUCACGUCAUCGACGUGCCAACUGCAACUGAACUGACGAGCGCUCUUUACGCUGUCAAGAAACAGUAUUUUCAGGGCGAGGUUGUGUUGUAUCGCGAUAUUUCGGGGUCGAGUGCCAAGAUCAUCAACAUCACAGUGGAUAAUCGCGUGCAGGCAGUCGGCAUAUCGCUCUACGGCACUUUUGUCUCGGCAGCUAUGACGGCUGAUGGUGGAUCGAUUACUGAUCUACUUGGUGAUUCUCCAACGACAACCAGAAAACCUUAUGACUAUUAUAGAUCACGGCACCACCAGGUUCCUGUCACAUUAGGCAUUAUGAAGUACAAAGUGGGGCGCACGUUCAUGCUUGUCAGGUUGGCAUUGACGAAAAGAGUUAAAUAUCUGACAUUGACGUACUUUCCAUCUGGCGUCGCGUCAGUCAUAGUUACGGCCUCGUCAGCGACGGAUGUCAUCCCUUCAUUCUACCACGCUGACGUCAACAGCAGUUACCCGUCUAUGCAACGUUUAUCACACCCCUCUACUACAGGCAUGCACGAAUACCUAGGAGUAGUUGUGCCCGGCAUCGACACGGCCAGUUUGCAGAGAGUGAUAUCCGUAGAAUUGACGCCGCUCGCUAGCCCUGACUCCUCCCGCUCUCUACAGUUGCCAACAACCUCACCUCGAUUCAUCACUUAUGCCAGACUAAACGAUUCCACCACUCUGCCACUGUUGCCAUUUAGCAUCGUCUACACGGCACAUGACUCUGGAGGUCGAGAUCUCGUACGCAUGAGCCAGCAGAUGCAGAUGCCAUGCGAGUUUCGAGUUUGUCUUGGCAGCGGCCGUGAGGUGUGGGGGAGACGUGGAAAGAAACUUUCGGUCCACUUCAGUAUCACCAACACUGCUGAAGCGGAUGAAACUUUUACCAUCAACGCUGCCGACUCUUUAGGAUACCCCAUUGUAUUUCCGCGGAAAAGCGUUCGAGUGGUGAGCAAGAAGUCAGUCAACUUGGUGUUGUUCGUCUACAUACCUAUGAGGGUGAACGCCUUCCAGCAGUUGGUCAAGCCUACGGAAUACGGAAUUAGCGACAUUUCGAACAUCAAGUCUGUGUCCAACUCUCUUGUGAUCACAGCGACGUCUCCUAAGGGACAAUAUAGCAGCGUCGUGGCUUACGUCAUUGACACAAGCGACGUGGAAGACGGUGACAUGUUCGUCACAAGGAACGUUACACACCUCUAAAAUGUGUGCGUCAUAUGCUCGGUUACAACCUAACCUAACCUAACAUGAGCGCUCUGGUCGGUAGACUGACGAAGAAAAUUAUAACUGUACGAAAGAUCUUAUACGAGGAAGUCUCAAGUUUGACAUGAGAAGUAUUGAGGCGGUACAUAGACCGCUGAUUCAGUAGACUGAUUCAGUUAGAAGAGGCCGUGCUUCAAAACAUUCCAGAAGGCGUAGAAAUGCAACUGGAUCACGUUAUUUGUGCGUGAAAACUUUCAAACGUGAAGUAAACGACAUGAAUUGAAUUCACGAGUAGCUAGCUGGUUUCUUACAUGUCGCGUCGGUAUUUUCAAACGAGUACCCUUGUCUUUGACAUUAUUCUUGAUCGAUAUGCAGUUUGAGUAAAGUUAAAAUCUGUAUUUGAUCAUCUUUCGCGUGUCAUACUUUGCCAUUUUACCUUUCACCGCUUUAUUUUUAAUGCCUUUUUCAUCGCAUGACUGGAAAAAUUAGAGUUCGAUAUUACAGAAGUAUAAUAAUCAAACAUAACAUGGUUACAAUUUCGGAAAUAAAUACUCACGGAUCUGUAAUCCCAAUAAAAUUCUUCCUAUUAUAUAAUUGUUUACGUGCAUGAGUGCUAUUUUAAAGAAUUACAUUGACGUUUAAACUAUUUUCUUUUCAUUUUCUAUUUCUUAAGUGAAAAAAUUAUCUGUAUGGGACAAAUCAAAUCAAAACUCGUCACAAUUAUUUAAGUACUCAUACAUUCUUAUAAAAGGUUUGCCAGCAUUAAACAGAAUUCGCCUCGUAGGCAGUUCAUUGCAGAGAAUAAUAAUGACAUAUUCCUAAUAAAGGAUUGCAUGCACGUAAUUUUGCUCUUCUUAUCGCCGAAUUUUAUUUUGCAAUCUUGAUGGUAAGUACAGUCUGCUGCCAU
Hyalella azteca is the source of this 3510-nucleotide messenger RNA. RefSeq lists its product as uncharacterized. Lineage: Eukaryota; Metazoa; Arthropoda; Malacostraca; Amphipoda; Hyalellidae. The transcript is spliced from 16 exons. The record is from RefSeq and is a predicted model, not a curated record. The coding region runs from base 48 to 2603 and encodes 851 amino acids.